AUGAUCUAUUGCGUAUGUAACAUUGCGCAAAACAUUAUUACAACACCUGGGCAGUACAGUAGAUUAUUAUGGUGGGGAAUGAGAUUCUUGCCGGAACGUUUUUCGCCGAAAUUCGAUCCAGUUAAGAUGUUUUCUCGCGAGGAAGUCAAGGAUGCUAUCCGACAAAGAAGAGCAGCAAAAAAGAGCAAAUUGAAGCAAGAAUUCCCCAUCUCGUCUCCUGCUCACCCGGAACACGUACCAAACGCCGUGCAAUCCAAAAUGAAAAAUAAGUGGAGGGAUGCCUACUUGAAAACCAGGAUGAAUGACGCUGACAAAACCAAGACCGAUGCCUGUCGGGCGGUCUACAAACAAGAAUUCUUUCGUAUUGGUCUCAAUUCGGCUUACGAUAUACAAAUACGUGAACUGUUUCGUCAGUGGAGCAGUGAAAUUCGUCGAGCUGAUCCAGUACCCGAUAAAUCAAAGAAGAAAGAAGCAUCAACAAAGGCAAGUGUUUACUAG
Messenger RNA from Cooperia oncophora, 498 nucleotides. Lineage: Eukaryota; Metazoa; Nematoda; Chromadorea; Rhabditida; Trichostrongylidae. The record is from the annotation of a GenBank genome assembly.